CCCGUUCAACUCAAAACUAGGGCGCUUUCGCGUUCUCUUCUCGUCCUGUUCCUUCACAAGACAAAGACUGUUCCUCGAGAUUGUCAAAUCCACCUUGAACAAGAGUCCUCGCAAUCCAAAUCCCUCCAUGGACGCCACGUCACCCACCAGUCCCUACCUCUUUGACGGCAGCUUCACACUCCGCGGCUGUUCCGCAUAUGAAGGUUUCAGCAAUGCCGAUUUCUACCGUAGUUCUUUCCGCGUUGAGACUAGAGACGGCCACUGGAGGACGCUCACCAACGCCGAGCGCUUCGGGCUUGUCUCAUCGCUCUACGGGCCGGGAAACUUAUUGGGCUGGUUCUUUCUCAUCCUCUCCGUCCUCAUCAGCUGGACCGCCAACCCUGUGUCGCGAAGAAAAGACACCAUUACCAAUGACUUCAUCGCUGUAUUGACCAUGCCCGUUGUAGCGGUUGUGCAUUUCUUCUACAUGGUGGCGCAGCAGAGAGGGAAAACCAUCAAGGGAUGGCUAGGGUGUCGGCAGGAACUGGAUGUGAUAGCUGUCGGCGCGCUCGAGGCGCCGCUGACUGUAUGUGAAGACUUCAUCGCCUGUGCGGCUGUGUUGUUUUCGGUAGCUGCGAGCAGGGGGCACCCGAGGAGGCUGGCUCUGGUGUUGUGCGUCGGGUUGCUCUGCCUGGCACCCGAGGUCCUGCUUCUGGUGGAAUGGCUUCCUUACGGGUCGGGCUCCCUAUUGAGGCCCUUUAUUUUCCACAGUGCCUUCUUCUUCUGCUCCCUGAUUUUGUGGGAGAGCCUUACAUUAUUGGUUUAUCUCGCCGAGAUCUUUUCGACUGUUUCUGUUGCUGCAGCUGAGAGAUUGGGGAUUAGGACCAGGGCGGACGCAGAGCGCGGGCAUGGCGCCAAGUUUGGACUUAGGAUGUUGUCGCCGGGCUAUUUGGCAAGCCGCAUGUCAGCAGUCUCAGCAUUCGUUGCGGCUGCUGGGUCGAUUUGGAUCAAGUAUGGGCUUUUGCUCCAGAUGGGGGCUUUCAACUCUGUGAGGUUCAUUCCAAGAAGUCCUUUCAAUGUUUUGGAUUUAGAUCAGGCUAUCGCGGCUGCGGGGGGGCUGGUUGCUUUAGGCUUCAGCGUUCAGGGUGCGUUUAAAGAGCGGAAAAAGGCCAGGGAAAGGCAACAGCGCCACGAAAUGCCACCGUGGCAACGAUGGGGGCGAUAGAGCACGAAAUCGUAAGAAAAAGUUGGUAUGACCUUUAAUGAAGUCGGUCAGCCUUCUAGCAGAAAUUCAUGUAAAGGGAUGGUAGAGGGGGUGCUAGUGAAGCUAGGGCUUCAACGUUCAACGCGGCGUAGAGCCCAGAUCACGGCUCGCGCUUAACUCUUGGGCCGAUUUCUUGGCCCAUGAUGGGUGAAUUAGAUCGGAAUGGUCUUAGGUUGUCCAAAUUUGUAACUUCAGGUUGAUAGCGCAAAACAUGGACUGGAAAGUUUCGCUGCGGCCCAAAAUUAGGACCGCGGGCAUAUACUGGUAGAUGGUGUGGGAUGGUACAUGAGGUGACAUUCUAGUUCAAUCUGUAGCA
Molecule: messenger RNA, 1559 nt
Organism: Canariomyces notabilis
Lineage: Eukaryota; Fungi; Ascomycota; Sordariomycetes; Sordariales; Chaetomiaceae
Exons: 1
Coding region: 128-1204 (358 amino acids)
Source: RefSeq, a predicted model, not a curated record